Molecule: messenger RNA, 2184 nt
Organism: Trichophyton rubrum CBS 118892
Lineage: Eukaryota; Fungi; Ascomycota; Eurotiomycetes; Onygenales; Arthrodermataceae
Exons: 2
Coding region: 159-1775 (538 amino acids)
Source: RefSeq, a predicted model, not a curated record
CGUCUUCUUGACACCCCCUGGAGAGCUCUUGAUCGCUUUGAACGACCAGGGAACCAGCUUUGCUUGGACAGCUUCCUAGAACUGUCCGCCCAAUUACUUUGUAUUCACCGGGAUAAAGUUAUAUGUGCUAAAAAAAAAAAAAGCCAGCUCUCGAGAGAAUGUCCCCCCUUUGGGGUUUACGGCACAACGGCCGAGAAGAAGGCCGGGAGGACGGGGAUGAGGAAGAAUAUGUCGGCGAGACAGGCCGUCCUGAUAACAGACGAAGAGCUCAGGAUGUGGACGAAAGGACACGCCUCUUGCCGGCUGAAGGCAACGGAUACCUCCAUCCAGACGAUCCAGCGGUAUCGCCAUACAAUCUAUGGAGUGUUCGGGCCCUGAGAGGACUCACCUUGACGGUGUUAUUCAUAUCACUUCUUUGGUGGAUUCUGCUGCUCAUAUCGAUCUUCGUCAGCCCCCCUGGGAUGAGCAACCGGGGAUCGGGCUUCUUUGAUUUCUCCUUCACCACUCUGACGAUAUCAAACUUGCUUAUUGCAUUGAUAUUCUUUGCCAUCCCGUCUACACCCAUGACGAUAUGGGCUACCACCUUAUCCGUCCUGCUGAGCGUCAGCUUAUUUCUCACGCUUGGAGUCCCGCGGCUACGCAUCGAAGAAGGCUGGGUGGGUAUUGCAUCAGCAGCUUGGGCAGUCAUUAUAUCUCUCUACCUGGUAGCCCAGACUCGGUUGGUGGCCCAGGGUAAGAGGCAGGAAGAGGAACGGCUCACUGGCCGAGAGGAGACUCGCCGAUCCCUCUCGGAAUGGCUCGCCAUCCUUGUUCAGAUUGUCGUUAUGGCGGUUACCGUCCUUGUUGGCAUCCUACUCAUGUCCACAUUGAGUCUGCGCGCAAAGGACGCUACCCUGGAGCCGCCGGGACAGAGGUAUUAUGUCGACAGCAACAAGUACCAAGUCCACCUCCACUGCAUUGGCGGUGACCAUUCAACCUUGAAAAAUAGCAACGAGACGACCGUUACUGUCCUCCUCGAAGGAGGUGAGUCGCCGGUGGAAUAUACAUUCCAAAAGUGGGUGGAUGAAGCCUACCAACACGGUGUGAUCAAACGAUACUGCUACUGGGACCGUCCUGGUAUCGCUUGGUCAGACAAUGCACCAUCUCCUCACUCUGCAGGCAUGUCGGCAGAUGCCCUUUCAGAGGCACUGGCGAUGGCCGACGAAGAAGGCCCAUGGGUUGUAGUGUCGACCGGCGUCGGCGGUAUCUACAGCCGCAUCUUCGCCAGCCGGCAUCUUCGCGACAUCCAUGGUAUCAUGCUUAUCGAUACGCUCCAUGAAGACCUGCUUCACACCCUUGGCAGGCCUGGCCGGGGGUUGAUGCUCUGGAUCUGGGGUAUAUUAUCUCCACUUGGCAUUGACAGGCUGGCCGGUGCAAUCUUCAAAGGCCGGACUCGAGUAGACCGUGUUUGCGGCAUGCGAGCCUAUCAGGGAGGAAAGUUCAUCAAGGCCGAGCUCCAGGAAAGCCUUGUUGCGGAUUCCAUCACCCGCAGCGAGAUUUCGAGUGCACGACACAUCCAGAGCCCAUCCACUCCUCUGGUAGUCGUCAGUUCAGGCAAGGAGGUAAGACGAAGCCAGACCUGGGCUGAUAAGCAAGAAGAUUUGACCAAGAUUACGAAGAAACUUGUUGCAUGGGACGUUGUCAAGGGAGCACCGCAUCAGGUCUGGGACACCCUUGACGGACGACGGACACUGGAGAAACGGCUAGGAGAACUGGUGAAGCAGGCUAAACAUUGAAAGCCCUUGACCUUGACUACCUUGACCCUCUCGGUUGUCUUUUUGAUUCCUGUAUGUACCAUGCUUUUUUAAUCGUCCCCCUUUUUUUUCGGAGCCAUAUUCUUGACUCUCGACUCUCGACUUGACAAAAUUGUAUACACCUUGUGGAAGCCCUUUGCGCCCCGUCUUCUCGGAAAAUUUGUAUGAUUCCAUCUUCAUAGCCUAGCUUGACUUUAAUGUUAACCGCCUGUCAAAAAACAUCGCAGGCAGUGCAGUGGUAUAAGUAAUAAUAACAUCAUCAUUAAGCCCAUGAUUCCAAAGGGGGUCGAAGCCUCCGAAGAUACCGAGGGACGGAUGGAUUCAACCCUGAACUUGCCGAACUUCAUCCGGCCAGAACAACAGAUGGAAUUUAUUAAUAUAACACCUACCA